AUGGCACCCGAUGAAGUCUUGCUCCAUGGCUGGACCGCUGUCCCAGUGGAUGCCGGCCAGCUCUUCGACGGCAAGACUUAUAAGAAUACGCCAACUCCGCUCAAGGUGGAUUGCAUCGAGUUUCCCUCUGAUGAUCCUAUUGUGGUCAAGGCCCAAGGGUAUGCCAAGGACAAGCUGCCUCCCGAAACAUUUAACCACUCCAUGAGGGUGUACUACUAUGCAACUGCCAUUAUCCGGCAACAGUUUCCCGAGCAUGUCAAGAGCUUCUCCCCAUCGACUCUCGCCCUGACGGCCCUCCUCCACGACAUUGGCACCGCCGAAGAGAACAUGUCGGCAACCCGCAUGUCGUUUGAGUUCUAUGGCGGCUUCAAAGCCCGCGGGGUCUUGCAAGACUUUGGAUCUACACAGGACCAAGCCGAUGCCGUCUGCGAAGCCAUCAUCCGCCACCAAGACCUGGGCACCGACGGCAACAUUACCUUUUUGGGACAGGUGAUUCAGUUGGCCACCAUCUAUGACAAUGUCAGCGACCACCCUCACUUGCCCGACAUCAAGGAGCUUGUGCAUGCUGUCACCAGGGAGGAAGUCAUUGAUGCAUUUCCGCGAAAGGGAUGGCUUGGCUGCUUUGCCAAGACGGUGCAGAAGGAGGUUGGUCUCAAGCCGUGGAGCCACACCACCCACAUUCCGGAUUUUGAUGACAAGAUUCUGGGGAACGCGUUGAUGAAGCCGUACGAGUAA
Molecule: messenger RNA, 735 nt
Organism: Metarhizium brunneum ARSEF 3297
Lineage: Eukaryota; Fungi; Ascomycota; Sordariomycetes; Hypocreales; Clavicipitaceae
Source: RefSeq, a predicted model, not a curated record